AUGGAAGCAGCUGAUCUAAUUGAUCGUGUUUACAAUGAUACAGGAAUUUCAUUUGUAACAUCAUCAAUUACCCAUCGUCAAUCGUAUUCAGUUAGUAUGAUCGAUACGAUAUUUACUAGUGGACGCCAAUUAUCGAAUCACGGUGUUGAUAAAAUUCACACAAAUACAUUUGGAUUUUUUCAACAAGAAAUUUGUGGUAUUAGUGGCUUAGAUGGAAGUAUUAGUUAG
Messenger RNA from Rotaria sp. Silwood1, 228 nucleotides. The record is from the annotation of a GenBank genome assembly. NCBI's taxonomy places the organism in Eukaryota, Metazoa, Rotifera, Eurotatoria, Philodinida, Philodinidae.